Messenger RNA from Penicillium subrubescens, 1008 nucleotides. RefSeq lists its product as uncharacterized. Gene Ontology annotation, cellular component: Rad51B-Rad51C-Rad51D-XRCC2 complex; Rad51C-XRCC3 complex; replication fork. The coding region runs from base 1 to 1008 and encodes 335 amino acids. Gene Ontology annotation, biological process: reciprocal meiotic recombination; meiotic DNA recombinase assembly; DNA repair. The transcript has 5 exons. The record is from RefSeq and is a predicted model, not a curated record. Gene Ontology annotation, molecular function: four-way junction DNA binding; crossover junction DNA endonuclease activity; ATP-dependent DNA damage sensor activity. Lineage: Eukaryota; Fungi; Ascomycota; Eurotiomycetes; Eurotiales; Aspergillaceae.
AUGAGCAUCAAUAAGGACCUGCUCGGCCUCGACAGCCAAGACACGCUUCCCGUGAUCUCCAUCUCAGCCUCGCAGUCUUUGAACGCGUCGGCUGCGCUCAGGGAGCCAAUUCCUACAGGUCUUACGCGUCUGGAUGAGGCGUUGGAUGAUUCACCUGGAGACCAGCGGCGAUCUGGUGGGAUUCUUCGGGGUCAGGUUACGGAGGUAUUUGGACCACCGGGGGUAGGGAAAACUUCUCUCGCGCUAAGCAUUGCAUCGCAUGCCCUCCGCGAUGGCAGAAAAGUUAUCUGGAUCGACACGGGCUCCCCAAUCCCAACAACCCGCCUCAAAUCCACAACCCCAGAGCUGACCAACCUAACCUACUUCCGGGCCCCAACACUACCACACCUCCUAGCCCUCCUCCUCCGCCCACCCAAGGACUUCCCACCAGAAGAAACAAGCCUAAUAAUCAUCGACUCAAUCUCUUCCCUCUUCCCGUCCUACUUCCUCAGCGCCGCAGAACUCAAAGACCGACUGUCCCAAGGCAAAAUCACCGAUAAACCGCAGCUCCAGUGGUUACUCAACCGCAAGUGGAACGUCAUCAGUGAUAUAGCGACCCAUCUAACCCGUCUCGCGGCGCGGAAUAUCGCCGUGUUGGCGUUGAACCAGACUCAUACGAAAAUUAAGGGCCAGCCGCGCGCGACUUUGCAUCCGCUUGUGGCGGGGGGCGCGUGGGAGACGAAUGUUCAGACGAGGAUUGUGUUGUAUCGGGAUUUGCCUGAUAUGCGGUUUGCGGAAAUUACGAAGAGGGCGGGGAGAACGAUGGUUGUAAGGUUGGCGGAGUUGAUUGUGCCGUUUCGGAUUGGAUCUGACGGUCUUUAUGAAGUGGAAGAGCCGAAAUCUCCCGAGGUGCUUGAACCAACACCCAGUCGUAAGCGCAAGGCGGAGAAUGAAGUCGCGGAUAGUCAAGACGAGGACUCGGAAGAAGAGUAUGAGUGGAUGGGCGAGGCAUUGCUAGAUGAGACCUGA